AUGGUCAGCCUGGCCAAGCACAGCCGUGGUGUCCUCCACCACUGUAGGGCGUGUCCGGUCCACGUGCUCUGCCUCUUGGAGCGGGGCACGGUCCAGCCAAGCCCCAGGCUGUUGCACGGCCUCCAGAAGCCCACUCCACCGAAGCCUGGACAGGGCCUCAUUCUGAGCCUACCGCAAACUACGUGGACCGUGCGGGGCGGGACGGGACACCGCUUGCUCUCUCUCUCUCUCUGGGAUGAAAUAAUAUUCCUGCUUUCCCCUUUGCUUCCUACACCAGGUUACAGGGAAGGGUUUCUCUGGAAGCGUGGCCGGGAUAACGGGCAGUUCCUCAACCGCAAGUUCAUCCUGACUGAGGGAGACGGAAUCCUGAAAUACUUCACCAAGACCGACGCCAAAGUGCCCAAGGCCAUGAUUAAAGUGGACAACAUCAACGCUACCUUCCAGCCGACUAAAAUAGGGAAUCCCAACGGCCUCCAGCUCAUGUACCUGAAGGACAACAGCACGAGGAACAUCUUUGUUUAUCACGACGAGGAGAAGGAGAUCGUGGACUGGUUCAACGCCAUCCGAGCCAUCCAGUUCCACUAUUUGAAAGUGGCUUUCCCGGGAGCAAGUGACCAGGAGCUGAAGCACAAACUGACCAGGAACUUCCUGAAGGAAGGCUACAUGGAGAAGACUGGACCCAAGCAGACGGAAGGCUUCAAGAAGCGCUGGUUCUCGUUGGAUCACCGUCGCCUCAUGUACUUCAAGGAUCCACUGGACGCGUAUGCCCGGGGCGAGGUGUUCAUCGGCAGCAGCGACAACGGGUAUGUGGUGAAAGAGGGGCUGCCGCCGGGCACACCGGCCAGCGGCUCCUGGCAGCACGGCAUCACCAUCGUAACCCCCGACCGCGACUUCCUCUUCAUCUGCGAGACGGAGCAAGAUCGGCAGGAAUGGGUGUCAGUGUUCAACGGGGUGAUGGCUCAACAGAUGUCACCGCAGGAAUAUACAGUGGAAGCCUACUUCAAACACAGACGAUAGAACAAGCCGACCUGCCUCCGACUCUCCACCCACUUUUUACGGACAAACAAAGUGACAUUUGCCUCUGGAACCCGUUUCACCAAUGUCUCCAGAUACUACUGAUGGCGUUUUUCCUUCCCCCACCCCCUCCAGAAUUGUUGGCUUAACUUGGAACAGCCCGGCACUGGACCGUAAAGCACAACAGCCAGCUCCGUCGAGCCUGACCUAAGGAUUUCCACCACUGACUGACCUGUCAGACCAGACUCUGAGACGGAACCCGCUGUGAUUAACUCACGGGGUGAACGCGGCUACCGUUAGUUGUAUCGCCCAGCCCUUCACCAGCUGGCACCUUCCAUUAACACUCACCGAGUCCCAGCAGAA
Amblyraja radiata (thorny skate) is the source of this 1377-nucleotide messenger RNA. Its product is annotated as arf-GAP with dual PH domain-containing protein 1-like. The record is from RefSeq and is a predicted model, not a curated record. Gene Ontology annotation, biological process: positive regulation of GTPase activity. Lineage: Eukaryota; Metazoa; Chordata; Chondrichthyes; Rajiformes; Rajidae. Gene Ontology annotation, molecular function: phosphatidylinositol bisphosphate binding; GTPase activator activity; phosphatidylinositol-3,4,5-trisphosphate binding. Bases 1 to 1017 code for a protein of 338 amino acids. Gene Ontology annotation, cellular component: intracellular membrane-bounded organelle; plasma membrane; cytoplasm. The transcript has 8 exons.